Molecule: messenger RNA, 3658 nt
Organism: Anarrhichthys ocellatus (wolf-eel)
Lineage: Eukaryota; Metazoa; Chordata; Actinopteri; Perciformes; Anarhichadidae
Gene: ppp1r14bb
Product: protein phosphatase 1, regulatory (inhibitor) subunit 14Bb
Exons: 4
Coding region: 409-795 (128 amino acids)
Biological process (GO): regulation of phosphorylation; innate immune response
Cellular component (GO): cytoplasm
Molecular function (GO): protein serine/threonine phosphatase inhibitor activity
Source: RefSeq, a predicted model, not a curated record
AGAGACGUGUGAUUUCUCUUUGUACUGAAUCAAGAGUUGAGACCUGCGCUGCUUCUGCUCACCUCUCUCUUUUUUUAUAUAAGCAGAGUUUGCAUGCUGUAAAUAGCCCAAUAAGCCGGUUACACUUUACGUUUCACGGUAACCGUCAGUCCCGUUUGUUUUUGUGGAAGCGAGCGACCACAGCCAAUGUCCCUUUAAGCGAUUUUUGGACAACAAAAGCAUCAGGUUCAACGUUGUUUCUUCGGGGGAUUCCAAGUCACACAUUCAUCAGUCGGGAUUUUUUCCAGUGCGGAAAAGCGAGCGGCCGCGCGUCCACAGACCGCUUCGACUCCUUGCUGUCGCUCCUUCCACACUUCCACAUAUCCGUGGGGGGCUUUUUAAAAUUUUUUAUAACCAAACCGAGCGAUCAUGGCUGCUGUAACAAGCCCGGAGACGAGCCCUCAACCCCGGGUAUAUUUCCAGACGCCGGGCGGCACCACGGAGGAACCGGAGAUCCCCGUUCGGAAGCAGGGACGCGUAACCGUCAAAUACGAUCGUAAGGAGCUGAGGAAGAGACUGAACCUGGAGGAGUGGAUUAUCAACCAACUAACGGACCUAUACGACUGUGAGGAAGAGGCCAUCCCAGAGCUGGAGAUAGAUGUGGAUGAGCUGCUGGAUAUGCCCAGUGACGUUGAGCGGGGAGCCAGGGUCAAGGACUUACUGGUUGAGUGUUUUAAACCUACUGAGGUCUUCGUCUCAGAGCUGCUCGACAAGAUCCGAGGGAUGCAGAAGCUCUCUACGCCUCAGAAGAAAUGAUGGCGUCCUUCCUCUUCCUCCCACAUCCUCCCCUCCCCCUCAGCCCUCACCUCUCGUCUUCCUACUGUGCUUUCCAUCUUUCCAUCUUGAUGUCAGUUUUCUUCCAUUGACUAUUUUCAUGAAAUACUUCAACUAAUCCUUGUUUCCUCUUUUUCGAUACACCCUCCGCUCUAAACCCCCGUUCCUGUUAUUCCCCUCCUUGCCUGUUUCCAGCCUCCAUAGUUCGCUUUUAACCUUCAGCGAAGAAGAAGAAGUAAAGAAUGCAUACUAGUAAGCAGGGGAAAACAAGUGAUUCAUUGGUCUUUAUCCAGGCACUCUCCUUCUGUCUCUUUUUCCACUCCUGCUCCUCCUUCGCCCUUUGUUUGGCUUCACUCCUCUUCCUCAUCCCGCCCUCGUACCACCCUCCAUCUGUCUGAGGAGGAAGAGAAGAGGAGCAGAGACGAGAUAAGUCCCAUAAUUACCGAGAGUUGGGCGGCCGCGAGGUGGGAAGAGGAACGAGAGUCUGCAACAGCCAAGAGAAGGGUGGAAGGGUGAACGGCGGAGUUGGAAACAGCCAAUCAGCUUGAAGCAGGGCCUAAUCAUUGCGUUUGUCUCGACCAAUGAGAUUCCUUAUUUCGUUAUUUGUGAGGGGGUUAUUAAACUUGUAAACGAUCCAGCUACCAACCACGGUUCCUUUUGAUACUUUCUAGUUCAGUUUGAGGGCACGGGGAUAUUCACUUGACUUUAGUUUUUCUGUAACUUUUUUUUGUUGGGGGCGGGUCAUUACAGUCGGAGACAUUUGCUACAGUGGUGCAUUUAAAGACUGUCCUUUUUUGUGUGUGUGUGUGUGUGUGUGUGUGUGUGUGUGUGUCAUUUUGGUAAGAAAAUCUGAUCCUCUGACCAUGAAGAAUAAUGUGUGCUACAUCUUUAGUCCAACAAAGAGGGAAAAUUUGAUCCCUGGAAUUAGCGGUUGAACCUUAAAAAAAAAAAAAAAUAGUAUGUUUUUCUUUCCUCAAAUGCGUAGUGCAGAGUCGUAAGAGUGGCUCUUUAGAAGCCUACGCUGUCCAGCCUGCACAGGCAGACGUCUGUGAGUUGCUAAAUGCUACGUGCGCGUGUUGCUACAUAAUGUACAGCAACAUUCAUAAUAGGAGUGUUUUUCCUGGCCUGUAUAUUCUGCUGUUCUGUUUCACAAUUUAGAUUUUUAGUGUAGGACUGGUUCCUGUUUUUUGUUUUUUUCUGGAUGCAUUUUGUCUCUCACACACACACACACACACACACACACACACACACUGACAGUCCAACAAGGGGACCUAGAACAAAGCUGCCUUUUUUUGUUUCAUAGCCCCUUUCUAUGUCCUUUUCACACUUAGAAAUCAUUCAGCCCACCGCAUAGUUUUGUUUGGCAGACGUCAUUUGAGAGCAGUCACACGUGGGAACUGAAAAUGUCUUUGGAGCUACGUGUUGGUGGCAAGACUGUAAUGUCCUCUGCCUGUCAGUAGACCCACCAAUGAGACGUCUGAAUGGGAGGGAUAGAGGCCACUGUUUUACAUUGAAGCUGUCUAAAAGCAUUCACCCUUCCUUUUUCUUCUUUCUUUCUUUCUUUCUUUCUUUCUCUCACUCACACACACACACACGCCACCCUUGGGGGCGGAGAAAACGGAAACGUAUUAGAAAACACAGCUGCCUCUCACGCAGAUGUGCGCACACACACACCAAGUGCUGAGAGAGAAAGGGGGUGAGAGAGAGACAGGUCCGUUGCUGUCACAAGAUCUGUGUUUCCCCGCCGCAGCUGCCAAUCAUCUCUGAGAAUAAGCCAUCUGUGUCUCAUCCUGAGCCAAUCAGAUGAGAGACUGAAGCCAGCCGGCCUAUUGGAGAAGCAAAAGCAUUUGCUGCGAGUCCUGUGACCAAUUGUGAACACCUGCGGUGACAGCAGACCUCCGCUGUCUGUCUCCUUCUCUGUCACUGCCAACACACACACACUGGCCCAUUUCUAUCUUGCUGCUCUGUCAUUACUCCCCGGCAUCCCCUCUUUCCUUCUCCUCCCACCCAUUUCCAUCCCUUUUGUCCACCCUUUCAGUUUACUUCCCUUUUUUUUUUUUUUUUUUUUUUUUUUAAAAACAGAUGUUGCCUUAGGUAUUAUUUAUGUUACACAAACCAAAUAAACGGGAGACAUUCAUUUUUAAAAAGGUUACGCAAACUGCUAAACACGCGCGUUACCGAGCGUGUGGAGAACCUUGGAUUUUCUGUCGCUCCUUUUCUUUCAUUUUUGAAAAACAAAAUGAGAUUCUGUUGUUUUUUUGUGGUUGUUUUUUUAGAAGUGAGUGUUUAAUACUUAGGCCUUGAUACAGUGAUUUUGAUUAGAUAAAACAAUGUUCUUUACAAUUACCAUUUGAAUACUGGUCUGUUUUUAUUGUGAUCAUGACACUUCUUGAUGCCCCGGCCUUGGAUUACCACGUAGUAGAACAAAAAAUCCAUUCAGAUACAUUUUGGUGCGAUUGCUUUUGCCUUCCUGGUGGGGUUUCCAAACCCAGCACCGUUGGCUUUUUUGGAGGCAUCAGAUUGUACCAGGCAAGCUCAAUCAGUAGAUGAAUUUGAGUGGAUUUUAAUUCCUAAAUCCAGGUUUGGAUUAUAUAUCUUCUUAGACUGUUAUUGAGAAGUCUGUUUUUUUUACUGUUGGGGAAAAUUGCAAAAAAUAUAUAUACUGAUUAUCAUAAUUGAGGCUAAAUACAAGAGCUAAACCAUGCAGAUUGAAGGAGCGGAGAUGUUUUUUGGACAAUGAUUCGAUUAAACCAACAAACAAAUGUAGCAAUAUCAACAACAGGUCUUGUUUUUGCCCAAUUUUGUUACACUUUUAUGCAACUUUAAUAAAAACAUGUAAAAUGGA